UAAAGAGAAUGCUUUCCCCAAGAGUGACAUAGUUCAGAAGGGAAAAAAAAAUAAGAAAUUGCUGUAGAUUUUAUUUUACAAUAUGAAAGAAAAUAUACAAUUUCUUGGAGACACUCAUAGUAAGGAAACAGUCAUGUUUCAUGUGUUCUCAAAACUGAGAGAAGAGUAGAGUGAGGCCUGAAGCCCUUACUUCAAAGAACUCCAGGGAAACUGGGAUAGAACAGUUUACAUUAUAAGUAGAACCUCUGGACCCAGAAGUGAACACAAGUUUAUCUGCAGAGCUCACCUGCAGGCCUGAUCUAUGUUUGGAAGAAAUGGAUAAGAACCACUGGAUGAAGUUCACUAAUACUAGACAUCUGAGGCUUCUAAGCUUUGUGAAUGAACUUUGCUAAGUAUGGAUCCAGGUGGUGGAAGUCUUGGAUUGCACACGUCAGAAUCUAGAAUGGCCCAUACCAUGAUUAUGCAGGAUUUUGUGGCUGGGAUGGCUGGUACUGCACAUAUCGAUGGAGACCAUAUUGUUGUCUCAGUUCCUGAAGCUGUAUUAGUUUCUGACGUUGUCACAGAUGAUGGCAUAACUCUUGAUCAUGGGCUUGCAGCUGAAGUUGUCCACGGGCCUGAUAUCAUCACAGAGACUGAUGUAGUAACAGAAGGUGUGAUUGUUCCUGAAGCUGUACUUGAAGCUGAUGUUGCCAUUGAAGAAGAUUUAGAGGAAGAUGAUGGUGAUCACAUCUUGACUUCUGAGUUAAUUACAGAAACUGUUAGGGUACCUGAGCAGGUUUUUGUGGCUGACCUUGUCACUGGUCCUGAUGGACACUUAGAACAUGUGGUCCAAGAUUGUAUUUCAGGAGUUGAUUCUCCUACAAUGGUAUCAGAAGAGGUUCUUGUAACUAAUUCAGAUACAGAAACUGUGAUUCAAGCAGCUGGUGGUGUUCCUGGUUCUACAGUUACUAUAAAAACUGAAGAUGAUGAUGAUGAUGAUGAUGAUGAUGAUGAUGAUGUCAAGAGCACGUCUGAAGACUACUUAAUGAUAUCUUUGGAUGAUGUUGGGGAGAAAUUAGAACAUAUGGGAAACACACCAUUAAAAAUCAGCAGUGAUGGUUCACAAGAUGUUAAAGAAGAUGAGUUUGGUUCAGAAGUAAUAAAAGUGUAUAUAUUUAAAGCUGAGGCUGAAGAUGAUGUUGAAAUAGGUGGAACAGAAAUUGUCACAGAGAGUGAGUACACCAGUGGACAUACUGUAGCAGGAGUGCUUGACCAGAGUCGAAUGCAGCGGGAGAAGAUGGUUUACAUGGCAGUUAAAGAUUCUUCUCAAGAAGAAGAUGAUAUCAGAGAUGAAAGAAGAGUUUCCAGGAAGUAUGAAGAUUGUCAAGCAUCAGGAAAUAGUUUGGACUCAGCACUAGAAAACAGAAGUAGUACAGCAGCACAGUACCUUCAAAUUUGUGAUAGCAUUAAUACAAAUAAAGUACUUAAGCAGAAAGCCAAGAAGAGAAGAAGGGGAGAAACCAGGCAGUGGCAAACAGCUGUUAUAAUAGGUCCUGAUGGACAGCCCUUGACAGUAUACCCUUGCCACAUUUGCACAAAAAAGUUUAAAUCCAGGGGAUUCUUGAAAAGACACAUGAAAAAUCAUCCUGAUCAUUUGAUGAGAAAAAAAUAUCAGUGUACAGAUUGUGACUUUACAACUAACAAGAAAGUAAGUUUCCACAACCACUUAGAAAGCCAUAAGCUUAUAAAUAAAGUUGACAAAACACAUGAAUUUACAGAAUACACACGAAGAUACAGAGAGGCUAGUCCAUUGAGUUCAAAUAAACUUAUAUUAAGAGACAAGGAGCCGAAGAUGCACAAGUGCAAAUUCUGUGACUAUGAAACUGCAGAACAAGGACUAUUGAACAGACAUUUGCUGGCUGUUCACAGUAAAAACUUUCCUCAUGUUUGUGUUGAGUGUGGGAAGGGCUUUAGACAUCCUUCUGAACUUAAGAAGCAUAUGCGAACCCAUACUGGUGAGAAGCCAUAUCAGUGUCAGUAUUGUGUCUUCAGGUGUGCAGAUCAAUCAAAUCUGAAAACUCACAUUAAGUCUAAACAUGGUAACAAUUUGCCAUACAAAUGUGAGCACUGUCCCCAAGCAUUUGGUGAUGAGAGGGAGCUUCAACGUCAUCUGGAUUUGUUUCAAGGACACAAGACACACCAGUGUCCUCAUUGUGACCAUAAGAGCACCAACUCAAGUGACCUUAAGCGGCACAUAAUAUCUGUCCAUACUAAGGAUUUUCCUCACAAAUGUGAAGUCUGUGAUAAAGGUUUCCAUCGUCCUUCUGAGCUCAAAAAGCAUAGUGAUAUCCAUAAAGGUAGGAAGAUUCAUCAGUGUAGGCACUGUGACUUUAAAACAUCAGAUCCAUUUAUUCUGAGUGGACAUAUACUUUCAGUUCAUACUAAGGAUCAAUCAUUGAAGUGUAAAAGGUGCAAGAGAGGGUUCCGACAGCAAAAUGAGCUUAAGAAGCAUAUGAAGACCCAUACUGGAAGGAAGAUAUACCAAUGUGAGUAUUGUGAAUACAGCACUACAGAUGCAUCUGGCUUUAAACGACAUGUGAUAUCAAUACACACAAAAGACUAUCCUCACAGGUGUGAAUUCUGCAAGAAGGGAUUCCGAAGACCAUCAGAAAAAAAUCAACAUAUUAUGAGGCACCACAAGGAGGCUCUUAUAUAGUAAGAGCAAUGUGAAGAAAAAACCUAUUUAGAAGCUAUGUUAAUUGGGAGGAAAAUCUCAUGAACUGUUCUCAUCAUCUGGUUUCAAAGCUUGAUAUUAAAUCAUAACUUUACAUUCUUUGUAUUAGAAGUCUCAAAAUAUUUGAAUUGACAGGGAAUAUCAUAGCCCUUUUAAAAUUACUUAAAUAAUUUAAGAAGCACCAUAGAAUGGUUGCAAAAAACGUUAAGUGUUUAUUUACUAGUAUUAUAUGCAUAGUUAAACUACAGAGGGGAAAAGCAAAGACAUCUACUUUAUUUGGCUGAUCAUAACUAGAGACAAAUGUUUCUGAAAAGAGAAUACAUCUUGAGUUUAACAAUGUUUUACUGUGACAAAGCAAGCCUCAAUUUUAUGCAAUUUUUAAAAUAGGGUGGGGAAAUAAAAUGCAGUCGUCCAUCAGUCACUUAAUCAUUGAGCCUUUUAUAUUUUGCCUGGAAGUUGAAUUUCAGAAUUGGUGAAAGUUUUAUGUAAUAAUUUUUUUUUUAAUUUCACUGGUAAAGUUUAGAUGAAUUCAGUACUACUUAAAAAAGAACUUCAGAGCUGCUAAUAUCUUAUCACAGGUUAGGAUGUUUAAAAUAUAGCUUUCUGUGAUGAAGUCUAAAGAAUAUAUAUGUAUAUAUAUACAUAUAUAUAUAUACCCCUUUUAUCUGAUGUUCAAGUUGAUGUUCCUUAUGUCAUAUAUGACAAGAGUAUAUUUGAGUCAAAUGUGGCUUUCUAAAAUAUUUGCAGCAGUAGUGUUGCAAACAAAGUCAGCACUAUAUUUCCUAACUAUAUAAAGAUUAAAUUGAGAGAACACAGUUUUCUUAAAUAUUCUAAUAUCUAAAGUUUUUUUAGAACAGUCUUAGCAAGUAUGAUUGUUCUAAUCUUCUUUAAUGUCUAAAGGUGCGAUUUUAUUCCAUUAUUGAAAUUUUUGAUUUUUGAAAUCUAUAUACCAUAUUAUUAACAUGCAUUUUCAUUAUAAGGCAGUAUUUAUGCAGUAUUUAAUAGACACUAUGCUGCCAAGAGAGUUUGGAAAUGAUUAAUUCAGUUUACAGUGUAUAAAUUUAAAAUAUGCAUCCCUUUUACAAUGCUUUGUGUUAGCAUGCUGCAAAUCAAAAUGGCGCUUAUUAUACCAAGCUGGCUUAGGGCAAUUAAUGAAAAUCCUGUUCAUAAAUGUAAUGCAUAUGAUGUGUACUUUUAAAGUUUUAGUUGCUUCAUGUUUACACUCAGCUAUUCAACAUAAUUAAUAUGUAACUUUACUUCAUGCUAUAUUGUGGUUUGUGUUUCAAAUAAUGUUCAUCUUUCUGUUUUUGCACCAGAUAAGAAUCAGUUCCUUGAGAAUAAAUUUUUUUAUCUUUCUUAACUUCAGAAGAUUAAAUUUGGAAAAUCUAUGAAAAUUGUGUGUUAUGUGGCUGUAAAUGAUGUACACGCUGUAAAAUAAGAUUGUCACUGUUAUGUGGGAUUAUUAUUUUAAAUGUUUCUCAUUGAAAUGAGCAUACAAUAAAAUGCAUUUGUUGCACUU
Molecule: messenger RNA, 4232 nt
Organism: Chrysochloris asiatica (Cape golden mole)
Lineage: Eukaryota; Metazoa; Chordata; Mammalia; Afrosoricida; Chrysochloridae
Gene: ZNF711
Product: zinc finger protein 711
Exons: 9
Coding region: 395-2695 (766 amino acids)
Biological process (GO): regulation of transcription by RNA polymerase II
Cellular component (GO): nucleus
Molecular function (GO): DNA-binding transcription factor activity, RNA polymerase II-specific; metal ion binding; RNA polymerase II transcription regulatory region sequence-specific DNA binding
Source: RefSeq, a predicted model, not a curated record